AUGGUCAAACCCACAGGAGGAAUGUCGAUCCUCGUAGGCUCAAAAACCACACCAUUACUUGAAUGUACUAUUGGGGAAUACUUUGAUUGGGUCGCUGACAAGCACCCUGAUUCCAUUGCUUUUGUAUCUAAACAUCAGCAAGUCAAGUGGACAUUUGCCAAAUUCAAGACGGAAGUGAAUGCUGUCGCUAGAGGGUUGUGGAGAUUGGGCAUAAGGAAGGGCGAUCGUGUUGGAGCCUUUUUGCCUUCAUUGGUUGAAUACCUGCUACUACUGUACGCUGCUGGGAAGAUAGGCUGUAUAUUGGUCACAGUCAACCCGGCGUAUCGAGCAGGAGAACUUUUGGACGCCCUGAAGCUCGUUGGUGUGCGAGCUCUGAUCUUUGUACCAUCGCUACGAGGCUCAAACUAUGUAGAUAUGCUCAAAAGCAUCAUCCCCGAACUGGCGUCUUCUGCACCUCAUAAUCUGUUUACUCAGGCUAUACCCGAGCUUCGAUCGUUAAUAGUAAUCGACAAUGCUCCUUGGAGUGGUAGUCAGCCGUUUGACUUUGCAAGUAAUCCCUGGGCUGUGAAUUGGAAGGAUGUUUCUGUGAACAAUGCUAAUGCUAUAGAGGAAGCGCAAUGGCGACAAGCGGCACGGUUUUUGCAAUGUCGAGAUAUUGUCAAUGUUCAGUUUACAUCUGGAACCACAGGUCGACCAAAAGGCGUUGGACUCUCGCACCGCAAUCUACUGAAUAAUGGGCGCCUGAUUGGUGACAAAAUGAAGCUCACAACUCGAGACUCCAUCGUCCUUCCAGUGCCUUUAUACCAUUGCUUUGGCCUCGUGUUAGGAAAUCUCGCGGCCAUGACACACGGAGCAGGCAUCAUCCUCCCUUCCGAAUCAUUCGACGCACUCUCCGUCCUAAAAGCCAUACAAUCCGAAAAAGCAACUGGAUGCCACGGCGUGCCAACAAUGUUUAUCGACUGUCUCAACCACCAGCAGUUCUCUCAAUUCAACCUCUCAUCGCUCCGAACGGGUAUUAUGGCAGGCACGUCUUGUCCAAUCGAGACAAUGAAGGAGUGUAUGAGUAAGAUGCAUCUACGUGAGAUUGUCAUUUGUUAUGGAAUGACCGAGACGUCGCCUGUGUCGUUGGGGACUGCAACUGAUGAUCCAUUGGUUAAGAGGAUUGAAACUGUGGGCCGAAUAUAUGAUCAUACGGAAAUUAAACUGAUUAAUCCUGAAACGAAUGAGAUUGUGCCUGUUGGUCAGGACGGUGAGGUUUGCACACGCGGUUAUCUCAUCAUGGAAGGUGGAUAUUUUGGAAAUGAAGCUGCUACCAGAGAUGCCAUUGAUGCCGAUGGGUGGAUGCAUACUGGUGAUGUUGGCGUAAUGGAUUCCGAAGGUUAUGUGAAAAUCAGUGGCAGAAUAAAGGACUUGAUCCUACGAGGAGGAGAAAACAUAUCCCCUCUGGAUGUUGAGAACUGCAUCUUGGGAAUGCAUCAAGUCCUCAACUGCUCUGUGGUAGCAGUGCCAGAUCCAAGAUUCGGAGAAGCAGUUUGUGCAGUGGUCAUACUCAAGGAAAAUGCCAAACUCACAGCAGAUGACAUACGAGCUUACUGCCGCCAGCAUAUCUCACCACACAAGAUACCUGCAUACAUCUUGUUUGAGCAGACCUUACCUGUUACUGUAACGGGUAAGAUUCAAAAGAACGUGUUGAGGGUUGAUGCUGCCCAAAAGCUUGGGUUGGUGAAAGCUGAGAGCAAGCUUUAA
Molecule: messenger RNA, 1746 nt
Organism: Synchytrium microbalum
Lineage: Eukaryota; Fungi; Chytridiomycota; Chytridiomycetes; Synchytriales; Synchytriaceae
Exons: 7
Coding region: 1-1746 (581 amino acids)
Biological process (GO): fatty acid metabolic process
Molecular function (GO): medium-chain fatty acid-CoA ligase activity
Source: RefSeq, a predicted model, not a curated record